Messenger RNA from Suillus subalutaceus, 396 nucleotides. RefSeq lists its product as uncharacterized. The transcript is spliced from 4 exons. The record is from RefSeq and is a predicted model, not a curated record. Bases 1 to 396 code for a protein of 131 amino acids. NCBI's taxonomy places the organism in Eukaryota, Fungi, Basidiomycota, Agaricomycetes, Boletales, Suillaceae.
AUGAGCCUCGUAGUCCCUAGACUUCCCUUGCAGUUCCCUGCUACAUUCCCCCUGCCUCGUCCACUCAUCAAGCCAGACGAGAACUCUCAACCCACACCGGCACCACCUACCACCCAAUCCUCCACCAUCAAGACUUCCGCACCCUUCACAUCUAGCUUACAUCGAUUAUCAACCUGGUGGCCCUUUCAGAACGAUCAUGCAUCGCCGACUAUCGCCGAUGUUUCUCUCGCACCGGGUAAACUGCGGUAUGCUACAGCAGGUGCUCCCGGUAAUGAUGAUGACCUGAUACGCGAUGAAGACUAUGUUUCCCCCUCCUCCUUCCCCCAAUCCCGGCUCUCGCGCACGGAUUGUUACGCCGGACAACACGGAAGCGGCCGGUUUUGUUUCUGCUUCUAA